Procambarus clarkii (red swamp crayfish) is the source of this 1332-nucleotide messenger RNA. RefSeq names its product paternally-expressed gene 3 protein-like. The record is from RefSeq and is a predicted model, not a curated record. NCBI's taxonomy places the organism in Eukaryota, Metazoa, Arthropoda, Malacostraca, Decapoda, Cambaridae.
AUGGAGAGUGAAGACUUUGAGUUACAGGGGAUCUUGAGAGAUAUUACAGCCGAGAUGGCAAGAUACAUGACCAAAGAUGAACAGAUAGCCCACAGGGACCUCGCUAGUCCGGUGGAGACUUGGGACCUCGCUAGUCGGGUGGAGACUUGGGACCUUGCUAAUCCGGUGGAAACUUGGGACCUCGCUAGUCCGGUGGAGACCAGGGACCUCGCUAGUCCGGUGGAGACCAGGGACCUCGCUAGUCCGGUGGAGACCAGGGACCUCGCUAGUCCGGUGGAGACCAGGGACCUCGCUAGUCCGGUGGAGACCAGGGACCUCGCUAGUCCGGUGGAGACCAGGGACCUCGCUAGUCCGGUGGAGACCAGGGACCUCGCUAGUCCGGUGGAGACCAGGGACCUCGCUAGUCCGGUGGAGACCAGGGACCUCGCUAGUCCGGUGGAGACCAGGGACCUCGCUAGUCCGGUGGAGACCAGGGACCUCGCUAGUCCGGUGGAGACCAGGGACCUCGCUAGUCCGGUGGAGACCAGGGACCUCGCUAGUCCGGAGGAGACCAGGGACCUCGCUAGUCCGGAGGAGACCAGGGACCUCGCUAGUCCGGUGGAGACCAGGGACCUCGCUAGUCCGGUGGAGACCAGGGACCUCGCUAGUCCGGUGGAGACCAGGGACCUCGCCAGUCCGGUGGAGACCAAGGACCUCGCUAAUCCGGUGGAGACUUGGGACCUCGCUAGUCCGGUGGAGACCAGGGACCUCGCUAGUCCGAUGGAGACCAAGGACCUCGCUAAUCCGGUGGAGACUUGGGACCUCGCUAGUCCGGUGGAGACCAGGGACCUCGCUAGUCCGAUGGAGACCAAGGACCUCGCUAAUCCUGUGGAGACUUGGGACCUCGCUAGUCUGGUGGAGACCAGGGACCUCGCUAGUCCGGUGGAGAUCAGGGACCUCGCCAGUCCGGUGGAGAUCAGGGACCUCGCCAGUCCGGUGGAGACCAAGGACCUCGUUAGUCCGGUGGAGACCAAGGACCUCGCUAGUCCGAGCAACGUGUCAUACAACACUUUGCGUCGACACUCUGCGUCGACGGACUGCGUCGACACUCUGCUUCGACACAGUGCGUCGACAGACUGCUCCGACACACUGCGUCGACAGACUACUCCGACACUGCGUCGACGGACUGCGUCGACACUCUGCGUCGACAGACUGCUCCGACACUCUGCGUCGACGGACUGCUCCGACACACUGCGUCGACGGACUGCUCCGACACUGCGUCGACAGACUGCUCCGACACACUGCGUCGACACACUGUGUCUUCUGGCCUCUUUUUUCUUCUUCUACACCUGA